CCGAGCAUGGCUACCCAAGCACGCCACUGCCGCUGCUGGCCAAUUAUCCUACCCCUUAUUUCAAGCCUUACCCUGGAAUGUAUAGUCGAAGUGUAUUCUGUGUUAAUCUGAUGCCACAGAAUAGAUGCCACAACACAUCUCCUAAAUUAGAAUGCCCAGGCCUGCCGGGUGACUUCCGUUUUUCAAUAGAGUGUUUCCGCCCUCACGCCACAGCACAAAGCCAUCCGUGCUUUUACAAAAUCGGCUCCCAGACUAACACCGCGGGUCCGGAACGCAUCCGCUAUCGUCAGCUGUAAAGCCUUUUCGUGCUACGGAGCAUUUUUUUCCAACAUCUGGACCUCCCCUGAGCCAGAUGCCAUGCAGACCGGUCCCCCUUGGGUCUAUUGUCUCACCGUGGCUGACCUCAAAACGAAAGGGAUCGUCGCUUUUCGGCAGGCUCCGGACGAAACGAGUAGGUAGACAUUCCUCUCAUAUCUGAAUGAGGCAACCAUUCUCAGCAGUAUCGAGGCCAGUCCGCGGUGGUCAUUGGUGGAUCAGGAUUACUGAGAUGUGAUUGAUGUUCAGAGUCGGAGACAAGUCUCGACCCAGUGCAGUAUGGUGAUAGUCUUGAACCUCCAUCGGACCUCCACCGAGUGAUUUGCCAGGGUAGCUGGAGGCAUCCCCGUCAUGGCGUGCAUCUUGCGUCGUUGGACCAACAUGUCUCAGGACCGAAGCCGGGAUCUGCGCAUUUAGCUCCAUCACAUGUGCGCAAGGUCGGAGGUCGACAGAAUAGUCCAGGCAUGUCGUCUCGAUUCAACGAUGGGAUCCUCACAUCCUGCUUACACGAAUCCGAAAGGUGGUGCCAAAGCAGGAACGUUGCCUAAGCGCCUCACACAACAUGGACACACGGCUUAUCCGCAGUCACGAUUGUCCGACCAUGAAAUGAGAUCUGAUGGGGAAAGGAUAACCUACGAAUGACGAUGCCUGACAUCUAUCUCCCUAGUUACCAGGGUAUCUUGCGCGCCGAAGACCGAGAGCCCGGGCUAGAACUGAUUAUUGAAUCAACCAAACGCGCGCCUGGAUUCAAGCCUCAUACAGGGACCUGGGGAUCACGGAUCGCGAUUGCCAGGGCAUGGGAUAGCCAAGCAAGUGCUUCUGGACCCGACGGCAGGGAGAUCAACGUGGGCAGCAUGAGUGGCCGGCCAGCUGAACACCCCAAUUUGCGUAUGGCGGGCAUAGGCAGGUAUCCGGAUCACUACAUAUAGCGAUGGCAUCAGGGUAAGAUAUUCCAGGGCUGCCGGAUCUUCCUGCACUUGUCCAGUACAGCUUUAUUUUUCUAUGCAAUCAACCUUCGUGGUUCCGCGUUCUUCAUCAGCGGCUAACACGACCCAUCCGCUCGUUUACAGAAUCUUUCAGGUUACUUGCACGACUUUGUCGAUCCCGCUCUCGUUAUGGAAACUUUAACAGAAUCUAUCAAAAUGGCGGCGACGACGCGCGAUGUGAGCCCUGGCUCGCCCACGGCCACUCCCUCAUCGCCCGCGGGUGUCUGGAGCUCUGGUGAGGCCACGCCGGUCACAUCGCCUCCAAGUUCCCGUGGCGAGUCCCCCGAGCCCGUAGACAAGCCAGGUCGACUCGACCAGGUUCCGAGGCACUCUCGCUCAGAAGCCACUUCCAUCGUGACACUCCCGUCGGCCCCUCCGGUCAGAAACAUCUGUUUCGUUGGAGCAGGCUUCGUGGGUGGCCCCACGGCAGCCCUGAUCGCCUAUCACAACCCUACCAUGACGGUCAACGUCGUAGACCUUAACGCCGAUCGCAUCGCAGCAUGGAACGCGAACCACUUGCCCAUCCAUGAGACAGGACUCCCUAAGAUUGUGCGCAUCGCCCGUGAUGGCACCAACGAGGCCCUCGUAUCCGGAUUGCCUGGCGUGGACGAGGCAUCCGGCGGUGUCCACCUGCCGGCCCGGAAGCCCAACCUCUUCUUCUCAACCAACGUUACCCCUUGCGUCGCGAGCGCGGAUAUCAUCUUCAUCUGCGUCAACACACCAACCAAGACCUACGGCGUUGGAGCCGGCGCAAGCGCGGACCUGUGCGCUCUGGAGUCGGCGACGAGAACGAUCGCGAUGAACGCCAAGAUCGGCGCCGUGAUUGUUGAGAAGAGCACAGUCCCCUGUGGAACCGCGAGGAUUAUUUCGGAUAUCCUCCGCCAAUACCGGCCGGAGGCCCCCUUCGAGGUCCUCUCGAACCCAGAGUUCCUCGCGGAGGGAUCCGCGGUCGCCAACCUGAUGCGGCCGGACCGGAUCCUCAUCGGCAGCGGCAACGGGCUGGCGGGACUGCGGGCGGCGUCGGCGCUGCGCGGCGUCUAUGCCGCCUGGGUGCCGACCGAGCGCAUCGUCACGGUCAACACCUUCUCGUCGGAGCUGGCCAAGCUGGUCGCCAACGCGAUGCUGGCCCAGCGCAUCAGCAGCGUCAACGCCGUCAGCGCCCUGUGCGAGGAGCUCGGCGCCGACGUCGAGGAGGUCAGCCGCGCCGUGGGCAACGACUCGCGCGUCGGCUCCAAGUUCCUGCACGCCGGCGUCGGCUUCGGCGGCAGCUGCUUCGAGAAGGACAUCCUCAACCUGGCGUACCUGGCCCGGUGCCUCCACCUGCCCGAGGUCGCCGACUACUGGACCAGCGUGCUGAACAUCAACCGCUACCAGCGCGAGAGGUUCACCAAGACGGCCAUCCGCAAGCUCAACGGCACCCUGAGGGGCAAGAAGAUUGCCGUCUUCGGGUUCGCGUUCAAGGACAGCACCAACGACACCCGCAACAGUGUCGCCGUGCACAUCAUCGCCGAGCUGGCCCUCGAGCAACCCCGUGAGAUCGCCGUUUUCGACCCGGGCUGCGCGCCGGAGGAGGUCGAGGACGAGAUCCGGAGGCUCGUUCGCGACGAGGCCACUAUGAGCCGCAUCAAGAUCACUAACGGCUGGAAGAGCGCCGUCGAGGGCGCCUCCGCCGUGUGUAUACUCACACAGUGGCAGCAAUUCCGCGGCAAGGCACCAGUGGCACCAAACAUGCUUGCAGUCUCAUCCCCAAAGAAGCUGUUUGACCUCGUCUCGCGUGGCGAGAAAGAGCUCAGCGAGAUGGACAUCAUUGGGCUCGAGAGCAUCGCGGCGAUGACAGCCGGUAAGAACACGGAAGACCCGCUGCAACGGCUUGUACCGAGGGACUCGUGCGAAGCUGGCUGCAAGGAAUGCCAGCGGAACUCCAAGCUGUCCGGGGACAAGGACGUUGUGGACUGGGAGGUCGUGGCGGCCCUCAUGGAGAAACACAGCUGGGUGUUUGACGGCAGGAACGUGGUGGACAGUCUUUACCUGAAAUCUCUUGGCUUCAAGGUUCACAGCAUUGGAAAGGGGCUGUGAUGACCAAUCGCUCAUGUAAUUACACACACAUACACUUUUUGCAUAUUCUGGCUUCCAAGAUAUUAUUGUCUAAUUCUCACAACAUUCAGCUACUCGAUAUCCUCGCCAUGCAUACAGAUACUGUGACUUUCACCAGGGUUUCUUGGAGGUAUGGGCAUUGCAA
This is a messenger RNA of Diaporthe batatas, 3540 nucleotides long. RefSeq lists its product as uncharacterized. Gene Ontology annotation, molecular function: NAD binding; UDP-glucose 6-dehydrogenase activity. Gene Ontology annotation, biological process: polysaccharide biosynthetic process; glycosaminoglycan biosynthetic process. The record is from RefSeq and is a predicted model, not a curated record. The transcript has 3 exons. NCBI's taxonomy places the organism in Eukaryota, Fungi, Ascomycota, Sordariomycetes, Diaporthales, Diaporthaceae. Gene Ontology annotation, cellular component: nucleus; cytosol. The coding region runs from base 1431 to 3377 and encodes 648 amino acids.